AGACACAGACAUGCGGAUGUUAUUUGGUAGAAAACAGCCGACCACGUGUUUUAAUGAAAUAAACACAUUUUCGCGUCCGCUUUAGACAUUAACACCAACACCUCUGGACUAUUUAUUUUUCAUUCAACAUGUGCAGUAAUUAUCCCACGCCGCUUUACUCCCACGCUGGACGCGGAAGCUUCCAGGAUGUGUACGAGCCUGCAGAGGACUCCUUUCUGCUGAUUGAUGCCCUGGAGAAAGAUGCAGAGAGGCUGCUGCACAUGAGCCCCUGCGUGUGUUUGGAGGUGGGCUGCGGGUCUGGGGUCGUCUCUGCAUUCCUGGCAUCAGUGGUUGGACCUUCAGCUCUCUACCUAUGUACUGAUGUGAAUCCAGCUGCAGCGCAGUGCACAGCCACAACCGCUUCCUGUAACCGGAUCUCACUGCAGCCCGUCAUCACAGACCUGGUGGACAGUCUCCUGCCUCGGCUGUGUGGGAAGGUGGACGUCCUCCUCUUUAACCCUCCAUAUGUGGUCACUCCUUCAGAAGAGGUGGGCAGCAGAGGUAUAGAGGCUGCCUGGGCCGGCGGGGAACGAGGCAGAGAGGUCACCGACAGAUUUCUUCCUCUGGUUGCUCAGCUGCUCUCCACUAAAGGCCUGUUUUACCUCAUCACCAUAGCUGAGAACAAUCCAGAGGAAAUCAUCGGGUUAUUAGGCCAAUUUGGACUGGAAGGAGGAACCUGCUUGUCUACCAGAGCUGGAAAUGAAAGGCUGUCUGUCCUGCGCUUCCAUAGAAACCAGCUGACCUGUUGCACCAGCACCACAGAGUCCUGAGAAAGGUUGCUUGUGGACCAGUGAACCCACAAUCCAGGCCUCUUCGUGGCCCUGAAGCUGCCGUAGGACCCUCUGAGCAUCCGGCGGCGCCACCACCAGCACCGCCCCCAGGCCGCAGUUGAAGGUGCGGGCCAUCUCCUCCUCGCUCAGACGGCCUUCCUUAUGGAGCCAGGAGAAAACUGCAGGGAUGCUCCACUUGGACGCAUCUGAGCCACAGAAACAAUUUUAUUU
Molecule: messenger RNA, 1040 nt
Organism: Cyprinodon variegatus (sheepshead minnow)
Lineage: Eukaryota; Metazoa; Chordata; Actinopteri; Cyprinodontiformes; Cyprinodontidae
Gene: hemk2
Product: N-6 adenine-specific DNA methyltransferase 1 (putative)
Exons: 7
Coding region: 129-809 (226 amino acids)
Biological process (GO): methylation
Cellular component (GO): eRF1 methyltransferase complex
Molecular function (GO): protein methyltransferase activity; S-adenosylmethionine-dependent methyltransferase activity; nucleic acid binding
Source: RefSeq, a predicted model, not a curated record